Messenger RNA from Sporisorium graminicola, 417 nucleotides. RefSeq lists its product as uncharacterized. NCBI's taxonomy places the organism in Eukaryota, Fungi, Basidiomycota, Ustilaginomycetes, Ustilaginales, Ustilaginaceae. Gene Ontology annotation, biological process: retrograde transport, endosome to Golgi; endoplasmic reticulum to Golgi vesicle-mediated transport. The coding region runs from base 1 to 417 and encodes 138 amino acids. The record is from RefSeq and is a predicted model, not a curated record. The transcript is spliced from 4 exons. Gene Ontology annotation, cellular component: Golgi cis cisterna; endoplasmic reticulum; Golgi membrane.
AUGUGGCUCACAGAUCAGCAAAAAAUCGGCGCGGGGCUGGUGUCCUUUGGCACGUUUUUCAUCUUUGUGGGCAUCAUCCUCUUCUUUGACGCUGCACUGCUAGCACUCGGCAACGUGCUUUUCACCGCGGGCAUUGCGCUCCUCAUCGGACCUCAAAAGACAUUCUACUUUUUCGCACGGAAGCAGAAGAUUCGCGGGACCGUCUGCUUCUUCCUCGGCAUGUUCCUCGUGUUUUGCAAAUGGGCCGUCAUCGGAAUGCUGGUCGAAGCGUUCGGAUUCUUGAACCUCUUUGGAGACUUCUUCCCGGUUAUCCUCAGCUUCCUGCGGCAGCUUCCGAUCAUUGGCAACGUGCUAUCGAUGCCAGGUGUAGCCAACGUGCUCGACAGAUUGGCAGGAUCCCGUCAAUCGGCGGUAUGA